Betta splendens (Siamese fighting fish) is the source of this 1326-nucleotide messenger RNA. RefSeq names its product WD repeat domain 82 (gene wdr82). Gene Ontology annotation, cellular component: Set1C/COMPASS complex. NCBI's taxonomy places the organism in Eukaryota, Metazoa, Chordata, Actinopteri, Anabantiformes, Osphronemidae. The transcript has 9 exons. Gene Ontology annotation, molecular function: protein binding; chromatin binding. The record is from RefSeq and is a predicted model, not a curated record. The coding region runs from base 186 to 1127 and encodes 313 amino acids.
CCCUCCCUCUCGUGGAUCAGUAUUACCACAGGCGGGCUUUCGUCGUUAUUUUUCAAGUAUAUUCAAAAACGCAUAGCAUAGUUGGUGGUUGUUACUUCACACUAAUCACCGUUACUGAUAUUUUGAAGUCGGACUGACUUAUAAAACGAGGGGCAGCUUCCCCUCACGUACAGUUAGAGGCCAUCAUGAAGCUGACGGACAAUGUGCUGCGGAGCUUCAGGGUUGCUAAAGUGUUUCGAGAAAACUCUGACAAGAUUAACUGUUUUGACUUCAGUUCUAACGGAGAAACUAUUAUUUCCAGUAGUGAUGACGACUCGCUAGUUUUAUACGACUGCCAGGAAGGAAAACCCAAGAGAACUCUCUACAGUAAAAAAUAUGGAGUGGAUCUAAUCAGAUACACACACGCUGCAAAUACUGUCGUCUACAGUUCCAACAAAAUUGAUGAUACAAUCAGAUACCUGUCCCUUCAUGACAACAAAUACAUCCGCUACUUUCCUGGGCAUAGCAAAAGAGUGACGUCUCUCUCCAUGUCUCCUGUGGAUGACACAUUUAUUUCCGGUUCAUUAGAUAAAACUAUUCGACUAUGGGAUCUGCGGUCACCUAAUUGCCAGGGUCUGAUGCACCUGCAGGGAAAGCCAGUGUGUUCAUUUGAUCCAGAGGGUCUGAUUUUUGCUGCUGGAAUAAAUUCAGAAAUGGUUAAACUUUAUGAUCUCCGAUCAUUUGACAAGGGUCCCUUUGCAACCUUCAAGCUCCAAUAUGAUCGUACGUGUGAAUGGACAGGACUCAAAUUUAGCAACGAUGGAAAACUAAUUCUUCUUUCCACUAAUGGCGGAGCUCUUCGCAUCUUGGAUGCUUUUAAGGGUGCUGUGCUACAUUCUUUUGGGGGCUACAACAACAGUAAAGGUGUGACCCUGGAGGCAUCAUUCACCCCAGACUCUCAGUUUGUAAUGAUUGGCUCUGAGGAUGGGAAGAUCCAUGUGUGGAAUGCAGAGAGUGGUAUAAAGGUGGCUUUGUUAGAUGGGAAGCACACAGGCCCAAUUACCUGCCUCCAGUUCAACCCCAAGUUCAUGACUUUUGCAAGUGCCUGCUCCAAUAUGGCAUUCUGGCUUCCCACCAUUGACGACUGAUGACCAAAAACUGAAGGCUCAGCUUCGGUUAAAGGCAAAAGUCAAUGUAACCAGCAGAUGUCAGCACAACCAGCUUCAUGGGAAUAACACAGGGACUUGAAAAUCUGUCUGAUUGUAAAUAAGUAGUUUGCAGAAAAAAUAAUUUGUCUCUUUUUUUUUAUAUUUCUAUUUAAACAUUAAAUGAUGUUCUUGUAAGACA